CAAAGCUGUCGGAAUGGGAGAAAAUUACAGAAAGAAAUGAUGGGAGUCAGUUAAUUUAUUCAUUCCUCCUAGCUAGAUUGUUCUGGUCUCUUUUUGGUCACUGACACACCCCCAACGUUGAAUGACGUCAUACAGCCGACGACAAGCAAUAGGUUAAGGUGUUUGUUGUCAAAAUAAGAUGUUGAUGUUGUGUUUUUGUCAAGCAUUAUCCUAACUUUUUCAAUUUAAUGGCAGAACACUUCUGAACAUAUUUAGCUUGACAUGAAUCUUCAUGCAGAGUGUUCAGUGCUGUCAUGUUUCUUAUAAUAAUGUGUACUUUCUCAGGAAACUUGUGAUAUUUGGCAAGCACUGUGUUUGUAUUUUAUUUUGUACAUUAGAUCAUUGAUAUUUCAUUUGAGAAACCUAGACACUUGUCUGCAACUGCUCAGAAAGCAAAUCAAAUUAUCACCAAAAGUACAUUUACUCGGUGGAUCCCCUCUGCUCUUAAAAUGAACCAAGAAACUGCAACUACUUUUCCCUCAAAACCCUUAGUGGCUCCUAGAGUUUUAACUGGACCUGCUAGUCCUUAUAACCAGGGAGCUAUUGAUUGGGGAGAAAAUGGUUUACUAGCCUACGGCUGCCAAUAUACUGUUGUAAUUGUUGAUACAAGAAAUGUACAGCCAAUACAGUCACUAGACAAGCAUAAACAUAUGGUGAAUAGGAUUUUAUGGGGAGUUGGUCAACAGAAAAAACUUGUUUCAUCUGAUACUAAUGGUAAUAUAAUCGUAUGGAACAUUCCAUCUGGAAAAAGCAAAUUUUGCCUGCAGGACAGUAAAAGUUCAGCCACAAGCAUGGCGUGGCUUACAGGAUAUGAUGAGGGCAAUCAUCUAUUGCUCACUCUUCAUCCCCCUUACUCUAUUGUUUUGUGGGAUACACUUUCAGGGUGUAAAAUCUGGAAGAAAACUUACACCGAGUCCCUAGUCGCGUUUGAUUUAAAUCCCUUUGAGGCGAAUAAAAUUGCCUUUCAAUGUACGGACUGUAUUCUUUUUGUAACGGAUUUAUCACCAUCAAAAGUACCAUCAUCCAAUGGACGUAAAUUUUACAUAUCUUCACCUAAACAAGGUUCCAACGCGCGUCCAUCAAAUUCUGGAAACCACCUGUUUGGUGGAGCUGUGGAAGAAAAGAAUGGUGCAAGAGAUCGCCUUCGUAGGCUUAUGAGGGAUUUGGUUGUUGGUGAAGUGAAACCCAAAGCUGAAGAAUCGGUCCAAGUCAGUGAAUGUUUACAAGUUAUACAUCACCAAGCCAUCAGAAAUCUUCUUCUCCUAGUAUACUCAUCAGAAAUUCUCAUUCUUGAUUUACACAUAAACCAGACAGUCAGCCUAAUUCCAUUUGAACGUUCUACUUCCCCUCUUCUCCAGGUUGUGUCUGCCAGACAACGGAAUGUGCUAUACUGCUUGCAUGAAUCAGGUAGUGUUUCAGUAAGAUUUCACAGACAACAGCCUCAGUUUCUUGGAUCACCUCUUGAUGCACCAGGUUCAUCAAAUAGCUUAGCUGACAUGGCGAUUGGUGGAGAUUUUCUAGAUGUUACUUAUGAGCAAAAGUGCCAAAGUGAAAUAAUUAGGCAGACCAAAGGAUCUAAGAUUAUUGGUAUUGCUCUCAGUCGUAAGUGUGAGAAACGAGUAGCUUUAUUUAUUAACACUGGAAAGAUAGUCUUUCUUGAACUUCAAACUUCUAAUGUGGGCGCUGCGUGGUAUGCCAAUUUGCUCCUCAAUUCGUCAGGGCUGCAUCCCAGCUGGCCAAAAGAAACUCUGGCGGACCUUGUGCCUCCACUUAAUAGCGAUGCAGUAGUUGGUCCAGUUCGCCUUCUACUGAUGGGUCUGUUACAUUCGAUCACCAGCCCCCUAACUGCGGUGAGAAUGAGCCACUCAACAUUGUCUGGAAAAAAUGGGAAGAAUCACUCCCUUCAAGGACCACUCCUUGCUGUCGGCACCUCCAAUGGACUUGUUCAAAUAGUCAAUGUUGCAACUGGAACUAUUGAAAAGGAAGUUGCCAUUAGUUCAUACCCUAUCAGGGGUAUUGAGUGGGUCAACCAGCACUCUAUUUUGACAUGGAGCUACCCUAAUUCUAGCCCUAGUAGUAAUUUAGUGCGAAAUGAAUUACGCCUCACAAACAUCAUGACUGGAUAUAUUCAACAAGUGCGCCAAGAUCGUGGUGAUGAAGCAGCUGUUGAAAUUGUUCGUGUCUCUCCACUGAGGUCUUAUUUUGCUGUAGCACAGAAAGAUGCUACAGUUGAAGUAUGGGACAUGCAAAAUCUUAAUUUGCUGUGGACACUUACUAAGAAAUUUCCAGGAGUUUCUGCAUUGGAAUGGAUGAGUCCAUAUAACAAGAGAGGAUCAAGAAAGAAAUCUUCAUCAGCUGAUAAGGAGAGUAGAAGAGCCAGUGUAGUCUCUUCGCCUACAACCCCAGAUCUCUUUCAUACAGAGGAAGUUCAGGCUUUUGGCUCUACUACAAAUGUUGCAGUAGAAGUUGAUACUGAGGAAGGCAAACAAACUGAUGUUAUUAGUGAGCAAUUUGCUCUUGCUGAUACAGAAUGUAAUUUUUAUUAUUAUGUCGUUGAAGGGAAUGUAGCAAAAGACAGUGCAAAAAUUAUCCAAGAGGCUGGAAAAGCUCCCAUUUCAUGUUUAGCCCACAAGGGUGAACUAAUUGCUCAGGGAGAUACUGAGGGUAACCUCCAUUUCUAUUAUUUAAAAGCAAGGAAGCAUACAGUUAUUCCAACAAGUGGUGGUGCUAUAAAAAAAAUGCAUUUUGCACCAGGCGAAGGAAAUAUGAAACUCCUUGUUCUUUAUAAUGAUGGUGUACUCCUUUUACAUUUGGGUGAAAGCUUUAAGCGGGUUGAAUUGAAAUGCCCCAAAGAUAUGGUGACUGUGCUUGAUAUAGACUGGGCUAGUGAAGAUUGCCCUCUCCUUUUGAGUCAAGAUGGAUGCAUUCGAAUCAUGGAUUCGAACUUCAAAGAAAGUUCGUCUUCAAUAAAUGACUAUGAAUUUCAGGAUCGAAUUUACUGUGUAGCCCUCCUUCCAAAGAACGUGCGCAGAAAUCUAGAAAUUAUUCUUGCUACCCGAUAUUGGGAAAAGGAUGAAGAGGCUAACAUGAGUACUGCCCCAAAAGCUUGGGAGUAUUUGACAUCUGAAGAUGGUUUUACAGAGCCUGAACUAAGAGUGAUUGGUGAUCAACUUAGACAGAUGGAUCAACCUGCACUUUCUCUUCUUUCGAUGCAAGAUGCAACUAUGGGUGUAGCAGAACGAAGUCUCCUUGUAGCAAAGCUUUUUGGUGAACAGUUUGAUGUUGAUUUUUGGACUAUUGCCCUGUACUACUUACGAGUGGCUCAGGCAGACCAAAAACAAAGGUUGAGCGAGUCAGACUUUUCACUUUGUGACUUUACUAAUUUAGCAAUGGAAUCACCAUCCUCAACUAGUUCUCAGAACCCCAAAAUUCGAUUAAACAUUUUACCUUUAGAUUCUCAUUAUGAUUAUUUAUGUGAUUCAUACUCCUAUAAGCGACAGCAAAUGGAUCGUGUUGUGUCAUAUGAAAGCAAGAGAGGUGAUGAGGAACACACCAAAAAAGUUAUUCAAGAACUUAUACUUCUUGGGGAGACAGAUCGUGCUGUUCAGCUCUUACUCGAAACGGAACUUGAGAAUCCUAAUUAUUACACAGAUGCAAUUAAAGCUUGCCUUGUGGCCACCAUACAGUCUACAGGUGCUGCGCAGAGCACUAUCAAGCUUGUAGCAACAAACCUAAUUGCAAAUGGAAACAUAUGGGAAGGUGUUCAAUUACUUUGCCUGAUUGGUAAAGGUCUAGAUGCUUGCCGCUACCUUCUCUCUUACAACUUAUGGGACUCUGCUGUAUGGCUGGCCAAAGCUGUGUUACCGUCUUCAGAAAUGCAUGAAGUUAUGAGAAAAUAUGCUGAUCAUCUCUUCGCCACAGGUCACAGGAAUGAAGCCAUACUGGUGAUUCUGUCCAUGGGCAGUUUUGAACGACUUCUUGAAGCUUUAGGAGGUUUUCGCUUACACAAACAUGCAGGACUGUUCCUUCAGGCAUGUCGUGAAUUUGGUCUACUCCCACAAAGGAAAUAUAUGGAACCAGCAUCUCCUCAAACUACUCUUUUGACUGCAGUAGAGCUUGACUUUGCAAGGUGUUUAUUUGAUGCUGGAAAUCAUCAUGCUGCUUUGUUACUUUGUAAGCGCCUUGGGGAAAGUGGAAAUGAGCUACGACGUGAAUUUGAGAUUCUUGCAGAAGAGGUUAUAUAGCAUAGGUUUUUAAUAGAAGUGAAUCCUCUCUGGUUUGAGUGAUUCACUUCCCUGUGAACUUCACUGGCUCCUCGAUUUUGUUUGACAGAUUAAAAAAAAGAAAGGAAUCAAUAAGGGGCUCAGAAUUCUCAUUUUGUGUUGGUAACUUUAUUACUACGGGAUGAUCAACAAGAAAUGAGACAGUGAGGAACACAGGAUUUGUAACAGUGAUGGUUUCACUGUUACAUACAGUACAUGCUAAAAUUCAAUUGCUGCAGAUUGCAGUUAGCUUUUCUAUAUGUACAGAGUGCAUGAAGUUUUGGUUGUAAACUUACAGUAAAUGUAUGAAUAUACAUUUAUAAACACAGAUCCAAUAAUAUAUUUUUAUAAUUUGUGAUAUUUACCAUCUUUUUGUACAGUAUUGAAUGAGGUACAUAAUAGUGUGACUAUUCGAGCCAAUCAGUCUUUUAGACAUAGUGGGAUUCUUUGACAUGUACCAGCUGUAUAAUUCUUUCACAUUUGUUUGUACUGGUUUGCACUGUGUUGUGACAGGCCAUCUUGCAUGUCACAGAGCUGCUUUUUUGUUAUAGUUUUUUUUUUUUAAGAGAAAUCGUCUUAAAUUUAAAGAGAUUUGAAUUUGUACUAAUCAGUGACCUGUGAUCAGUUGAACAGUCAAUUUAGGUAGGGAAAUAUUAUAGCGCUGUACUUAUAAUUAAGAGAUAGCACUGAAAGAGGACUGGAGUAAGUCACUAGAAAACUAAGUUUAUUGUAAGACAUUCCUGAUAUAUGUUUACUAUCACUUGUGAUAUUGUUAUUUUGAAGUUAAUGCUAUUAAUAGUUAUGUCUGUUGAUAUGUUUUGUUUUUCAUGCUGAUAUUGAGAAUUUAGGAUUGAUAAUGGGUAGAUUUUAAAGUUUCCUUUUUAUUUGAUUUUUUAUGGUUUUUAAGCAAUAUACUGUGUUUCCUCUAUGAGGAGGAAAACUGAAAUGUAUUUUGUCUGGUAGUUUUGCGCCUUUAAAGAGAAUCACAGUUACUAUCUUUUACAACUAUUGUAAAAUAGCUUUAAAUCAAAAUUUCUGCUCCUUGCGCCUGUUAAAAAGUUUACUUUUAUUGCUAAUAGCUAGAAAUAUUGGUCCCCUGAACUUUGUUCCUUCAUUUUUGCUUUCAUUAUUUUAUUGCAAUAUAUGAAUUAAUUGUAACAUUUCCUUUAAUAGAGCUCUGCACAUUCCCUGAACACCUUGAGGGCAUCUUGCAUUUUGUUAUUCCCACUUUUGACCUUAACAGAUAUGAUUAUUAGUCAGCUUGGGAAGCCCUUUACAUGUGUGUUCUUAUGCGACUCUUAAGAAUGACGCACUGGUCAUCUAUUAAAUAAAACUGACUCCAAUAUAAAUAAACAUGGAUUUGAAAAAAAAAACAA
Frankliniella occidentalis (western flower thrips) is the source of this 5677-nucleotide messenger RNA. RefSeq names its product WD repeat-containing protein 11. Gene Ontology annotation, cellular component: cytoplasm. Bases 489 to 4283 code for a protein of 1264 amino acids. The transcript has 24 exons. Gene Ontology annotation, molecular function: protein binding. NCBI's taxonomy places the organism in Eukaryota, Metazoa, Arthropoda, Insecta, Thysanoptera, Thripidae. The record is from RefSeq and is a predicted model, not a curated record.